AUGAGCCCUCAUACAACGCGAAUUAUUUGGAUUCUUAGCCGAUAUCUGCACCCUGAUAAGACGGGAAAGGAACGCAAAGAUCCAACCUCAUUUCAUCCGGCUCCAAUAUGUGGCGAUGGGGAUCACGAGAGAGCCCAGGGGUCAGAUCCAAGAAGAGCUAUGUCGUCUGCGUACUCGAUGUCUGUGAGCGGAGGCCCAGGGAGCACUUUGACCCCAGAGGCAUUAGAGGCUGGUGAUGUAGACCUGAGAUGGGAGAAGCUAAUUAGGGGUUCCGAAGGAAACAGUUCACACCUGCUCGCCGUCCGUCACGAACUUUUCUGUCAACAUAUCGCUUCAUUUCAGCUGGUACAGUCGAGUCCAGUCCUGCUGCAAAUUUACUUUCCUGCUCCAGACAAAAACACCUGUGUGGACUCAUAUCACGUGCUUUCCUACUGCUGUUUCACAAUGCACCUCACAAAACCGCGCGAGAUUCCCUCAUCUGGUCCAAUUACUGGAAUACCUUCAGAUUCUAGUGUGGCGUCGUAA
This is a messenger RNA of Opisthorchis viverrini, 525 nucleotides long. RefSeq lists its product as hypothetical. NCBI's taxonomy places the organism in Eukaryota, Metazoa, Platyhelminthes, Trematoda, Opisthorchiida, Opisthorchiidae. The coding region runs from base 1 to 525 and encodes 174 amino acids. The record is from RefSeq and is a predicted model, not a curated record. The transcript is spliced from 5 exons.